Messenger RNA from Salmo salar (Atlantic salmon), 1482 nucleotides. The record is from RefSeq and is a predicted model, not a curated record. Lineage: Eukaryota; Metazoa; Chordata; Actinopteri; Salmoniformes; Salmonidae.
AUGGACUGCAAAGGAACCGAGAAGUCCCUGUCCAGCUGUCCCUUCAAGGGCUGGGCGUUGACCGACUGUUCCCACAAGGAGGACACAGGGGUCGUUUGCACAGAUUUGACCAGUGACAUAACACAUUUCCUGGACCACAGUCUGGGCCUGUCAGAUGACCUGGGCGAGCUGUUUGACCGUGGGGAUGACUGUGACUUCCUCAUCACAAUCCAGAGCCCCACAGGGAACAGAGAUGGGGAGGGGAAGUUGGAAGUGGAGGAGAGGAACAUCUGCACCCACAAACUGAUCCUCUCUCUCUACCCACACUUCAACAUCACCAACGGGUCCAGUAACCUCUCCCUAGAGAUUAGCCAAGCCUGCAGCCCCUGUGUCACCAGCUUCAUCAGGUACCUUUACACCCGCAAGAUUGACGUGACCGUCUCCUCUGCCCAGUGCCUCCACAAGCUGGCCUCAAAGUUUGGGGUGAAACGGCUGAUGCAGGACACUGGCAGGCUCUUCACCGUACUCCUCCCUGAGGACCCCUCCUUCUACACCCAGGUCUCCCUGUACCAGUACUCCGUCCAGACCGGGGACCUGCUGCUUCAGGAGAACUGCCUCCAGUACCUGGCCUGGAACUGCGAGGCUCUGAUCAACUCCCCGGCCUGGAGCGACCUCUCCACAGACUUCCUGAUGGCCCUCUUGGCACGGUCUGACCUUGUGGUACCGGACGAGGGGUUCCUCCUGCAAGCGCUGGAGAGUUGGAUCAUAGAGAAGGGUGACUCGACCGGCACCGAGAGCCAGGCGGCCAUGUUAGGCCACAUCCGCUUCCCGAUGAUCCCUGCCGAGGAGCUCUACGACCUGCAGUUCACCUCAGAGCUCUACAGGAGCCACGAGAAGCUCUAUCGUGUCAGCAUGCUCAGAGGCUUCCAGUUCAACGCCUUGUCGUUCGACACUCUGAGGAAGCACAAAAGCAGCGAGAGUGAAGAAGAGCAUGAUUACCAUCCCAGGAUCUCCACUGCUGAGCCAUGGAGCGUCACCAUCAACUCAACCAACAAAGAGCCACCACGCCAAGAUAUGCGUUAUGAUUACAACAGGCGCUACAAUAACUACCAACCUUAUUACUCCACGCCAGACUAUGUCAACUCAUUCACAACACCAAACCACAAUAGUGUGAUUUACCAGACCAAGGAAACCAACCCCAUCAGUUGGUCAGCAAGAGUCUUUAAGAACCAACGAGAAUGUUCCAGGUGUAUUUCCUUCCCCACUGCCAGUCUCUCUCUCCAAAGCAGCCUCAGACAAAACCAGACCAACAGUGUUCGCUUCAGCAACCAACUGCUCCUAACAUGCGAGGGCAGGUAUGUCUUUCACGUCCAGGACUUCAAGAACGACAUGGCCCAGAUCCCUACUAACAGCAGUCUGGCCCUGUCCAACCCCUGUCCUGAAGGCCAGUAUGACUUUCGCUUCGUGGUGAGACCAGAAUACAUCUGAUAGCACUGCCUGGCA